AUGGAUGAUCGUGAGGAUGUGUUUGAUGAAUAUGAAAUAUUUAUGGAUGCUAUUGGCCGGGGGGGGGGGGGGGGAUUUGGAGCGGAAAAUAGUAGCCACGAGGACCUGAAUGAGCAAGCAUCAAUUUUUUUAGAUAAUGUGAAUAAAGUGGGUAAGCCAAUAUACCCGGGCAAUCUCAAAUAUUCUCAAUUGAAGUUUGUUACGAAAUUACUACAUUGGAAGAAUCGCAACAAAUGUAGUGAUAAAGCUUUUGAUGAGCUGCUCUUUUUGCUUGGAGAUGUGUUCCCGGCCGAUAAACAUAAGCUUCCUCUCAACUAUUAUGUUGUUAAGAAGAAGGUUAAAAGGUUGAGUACUUUGGCAUAUGAAAAAAUACAUGCAUGCGAGAAUGAUUGUAUGUUGUUCUAUGGCAGUGAUAAAGAUAUAAGAAAUUGCAAGUAUUGUAAAUUGAGUCGAUAUAAAGCUACAACAAAUGCUGGGAAUAAUGUUGUUCCAAGAAAGAUUUUUAGACAUUUCAAAAUCACUGACCAUUUGCAGCGUUUGUACAUGUCUACCCGCACGGUUGCACAUAUGAAGUAUCACAAAAACAGAAUUGUGACCAAAGGGGUUCUCACUUAUCCUGUAGAUGGAAAAGAACGGAAAGAGUUCGAUACGAAUUAUCCUGAUUUUUCAGCGGAGAUUCGUAAUGUAAAACUUGGCCUUGCAACCGAUGGAUUUCCCCCGUACAACAAUGCUACAUCUACUGUUUACUUAGUAUGGCCCGUUGUGCUACUUGUGUACAAACUUCCACACACUAUGGUGACAAAGGAUCCAUAUAUGUUCAUGACACUGCUGGUACCCGGGCCGAAUGAUCUAGGAAAGAAUUUGAAUGUUUAUCUCAGGCCUCUAAUUGAUGAGUUGAUCACUUUAUGGAAUGUUUGUGUGGAGACAUUUAAUGCUUCUGCGAAGACUAAUUUUAUGAUGCGAGCAUCCCUAUUAUGGACUAUAAGUGACUUUCUUGGGUUGGGAAUAGUUAGUGGAUGGUCAACUCACGGGAAAAUGGCUUGUCAUGUGUGUAUGGGUGGAGUUAAAGCCAAACAACUGCCACACAGUAGGAAGUCAAGUUUUUAUGGGUUGCAUAACGGGUUUUUAGAUAAACGGAGAAAAAAUCGGAUGAAAGGUUGUGUUAUUCGCAACAAACUUGAUAGUAUAAUUUUUCCACAACCUGGAAAACAACAUUCCAAGGAAAGGACAAUUGGAUUUGGAGAUUGGCAUAACUGGACGCAUGUCACUUGCUUUUUUGACUUGCCAUAUUGGAAUUCCUUGCGUCUUCGUCAUUACAUUGAUGUCAUGCACACGGAGAAAAAUGUGUUUGUUAACAUUUUUCAUACUAUUCUUGAUAGCGUAAAAAGAAAAGAUACCAUAAGAUCGGGAAAGGACUUGGAAGCAAUGGGCAUCAUGCAAGAGUUGUGGCUUAAUGGUACACGCAAGCCAAAAGCUAGAUAUAACCUAACCCAGGAUCAGUUAAAAUUGCUAUGUAAUUGGGUGCAUCGAGUGAAACUCCCAGAUGGUUUUUCAAGGUGUUGUAAGAGAUCCCAGUUAAAAUUUCAAGGCAUGAAGUCACAUGAUUGUCAUGUAUUUAUGCAAAAGUUAUUGCCUUCUACUUUCUGUGAACUUCUUCCAGAUGAUGUGCAUAAAGUACUUUGUGACCAAGGAAGGGCAGUUGGAUUACCGAGGAAGCCAAAAAAAUCAUUGUAA
Molecule: messenger RNA, 1734 nt
Organism: Daucus carota subsp. sativus
Lineage: Eukaryota; Viridiplantae; Streptophyta; Magnoliopsida; Apiales; Apiaceae
Exons: 1
Coding region: 1-1734 (577 amino acids)
Source: RefSeq, a predicted model, not a curated record